Molecule: messenger RNA, 636 nt
Organism: Homalodisca vitripennis (glassy-winged sharpshooter)
Lineage: Eukaryota; Metazoa; Arthropoda; Insecta; Hemiptera; Cicadellidae
Exons: 5
Coding region: 178-636 (152 amino acids)
Molecular function (GO): protein binding
Source: RefSeq, a predicted model, not a curated record
UAAUUUCGUAUUGGUGGUUAGGAUCGAGCUUUUUCUAUACUGUAGCUGUCUAUACUUUCUAAAUUUGUGAAGUAAUAAAUUUGAGCUAAUUAUUGUGUUAUUAAUGUUAUAUUUUUAGUUACAAUUCAAUCAUUUUAAUUCAACUUCAUCUUAUUAUUUUAAUUUUCAGGAACCGGUAUGUUUGGAUUGUUAUCUCUAAUGGCUACUGUGGAGAGCCCCCUGAAUGGAAAUAAACUUUUAAGUGACAGUGAAUUGAAUUCAGAAGAAAAUGAAGAGAACAUUACUGAACUUCAAGAAGAUUGGGGUGAAGAAUACAAUGAUGUGGUGACAUUCCUUUGCGGUCUACACCUAAACCAGUAUGUGGAGACUUUUGUUGAUCAGGGCAUAAACCUGGAUAUUUUUUUGAACCUGAGUGAAGAUGAUUUAUGUCACAUCGGGAUGACAGAUUCAAAACAUCGGGCAUCAUUGCUGCAAGGAAUUUCACAACUGAAGCAGAACAAACGUAAGAUGUCAGACACGGUACAGCUGUCAGAUCUCAGUUCAGAAGAGGUGAAUGCCAUGAUGGGAAACACGUUUUUUAAAACAUUUGACAGUGAUACAUGCGUCACUCGCUCACAUGCGGCUCAACUUGCGUAA